Molecule: messenger RNA, 4342 nt
Organism: Nothobranchius furzeri (turquoise killifish)
Lineage: Eukaryota; Metazoa; Chordata; Actinopteri; Cyprinodontiformes; Nothobranchiidae
Source: RefSeq, a predicted model, not a curated record
GUGGUUCCAUCCCAACAUCACCGGAAUUGAGGCAGAGCAGCUCCUGUUGACCCGGGGAGUCCACGGCAGUUUCUUAGCCCGACCGAGCAAGAGCAAUCCUGGGGAUUUCACCCUCUCCGUCCGGCGUAACAAUGAGGUGACCCACAUUAAGAUCCAGAACUCUGGAGACUACUAUGACCUGUACGGAGGUGAGAAGUUCGCCACGCUAGCCGAGCUGGUGCAGUAUUACACCGAACAACAGGAUCUCCUGCGUGAGAGGAACGGCCAUGUCAUCGAGCUCAAGUAUCCGCUCAACUGCAAGGAUCCAACGUCUGAGAGGUGGUACCAUGGGCAUCUCUCUGGAAAAGACGCAGAAAAACUGCUGACGGACAAAGGCAAAGCUGGCAGCUUUCUGGUACGGGAGAGCCAGAGCCAACCGGGAGACUUCGUUCUCUCGGUUCUCACUAAUGAAGAGAAACAUGACAACGUGGACCGCAAGACCAAGGUCACGCAUGUUAUGAUUCGCUGCCAGAAGGAUGGUAAGUACGACGUGGGGGGUGGUGAGCGCUUCGACACCCUGGCUGACCUGGUGGACCACUACAAGAAGAACCCCAUGGUGGAGAAGAGUGGCAUCGUAGUUCACCUUAAACAGCCUUUUAACGCCACCAGGAUAAACGCAGCCAACAUUGAGAACCGGGUACGCGAACUGAACAAGGUAGCGGAUAACUCGGAGAAGCCCAAACAGGGAUUCUGGGAAGAGUUUGAGGUACUUCAGCAACAGGAGUGCAAGCUGCUGUAUCCCCGGAAAGAAGGCCAGAAGCCAGAAAACAAGAGUAAAAACAGAUACAAGAAUAUCCUCCCCUUCGACACAACACGAGUUAUAAUCAGAGAAACGGACUCAGACGGCCCUGGUUCAGACUACAUCAAUGCUAACUACAUCAGAAAUACACGCGAGGACGAGCGCCAUGCGGAGGAGAGCAAAGUCUUCAUCGCCACUCAGGGAUGUCUGCAGAAUACGGUCGUAGACUUCUGGAAGAUGGUCCAUCAGGAGAAUGCGCAUGUCAUUGUCAUGACAACCAAAGAGAUGGAGCGAGGAAGGAACAAAUGUGUUCGCUACUGGCCAGACCUCCACACCUCGAAGGAGUUCGGGAAGGUAAUGGUGAGGAAUGUGGAGGAGCAUCCAGCUCAGGACUACAUCCUGAGGAAGCUGGAAGUGACACGUCUGGACCGGAAGGAACCUCUGAGGUUCAUCUGGCACUACCAAUACCUGAGUUGGCCCGACCAUGGUGUUCCUGUUGAGCCUGGUGGUGUCCUCUGGUUCCUGGAGGAGGUCAACCGCACCCAGAGCACCAUGAAAGACACCGGACCCAUCGUUGUCCAUUGCAGCGCAGGAAUCGGGAGAACUGGCACCAUCAUCGUCAUCGACAUCCUCAUCGACAUCAUUAGACGACAAGGUCUAGACUGUGACAUCGAUGUCCCAAAGACCAUCCAAAUGGUGCGGCAGCAGAGGUCGGGCAUGGUCCAAACGGAGGCCCAGUAUAAGUUCAUCUACAUGGCGGUGCAGCAGUUCAUCGACACGGCCCAGAAGAGACUGGAGGAGGAGCAGAGGAGUAAGAUGAAGGAAAGAGAAUAUUCCAACAUCAAAUAUCCUCAGAUGACCAACUCGAGGUCCAAGCACAACAUGGCGUCUUCACGAUCGUCUUCUGUAAUGACGAAUGACGAUUCUUCGAGCGUGUACGAGAACAUUAACUUCAAAACUCCUCAGACGUCUUUCAGCAGCAACACCAGGAGGUAAAACUGUCGCUGUGGAACGCCGCUUCUCUCUUCUCUUAGGUGCAUCUGAAUUUCCUUGGAGCAUGGGGGGGGGGGGGAUGGGUGACGGGAGCAUGGUGCUCUAAGGUGACGAGCUGAAAACCCCCCGAACCCUCCCCGCAUCUCUGUCCUGCUGAAGAAGCACGGGGCCCUCAGCCGACCCCCUCACCCCCGCCGCCUCCAGACUAACUCCCACCGAACCAACUCUUGUGCCUUGUGACGGGAUGAGUCUGUAAUCCAGCCUGGAAUCUGCUCCGUCGUGGUCUUUACAGAGCUGCACAGGACCUGAGAGAAGGUCAAAGCUUUUUGUGGCCAGAAACCACCCUGCUGAUUCUCCUGCUCUGUUUCUGCUCACUCUCGUUUGAACUGGAACCCUCGACUGGUGGCUACUAACGCGGCUGCAGGCCGAGGCCAGCGGCAGCAACCUCCUACAGGGUCACGAGGCUCAGGAAGGGCAUGCAAGCCCUCUAUCCUUAAGAAUUUAUUUCACUCUUUGAGUGGACUCUUGUUUUUGAAAGAGAUGUGACUGAUUAUAAAGCGUUCUGUUUAAUAAUCCCCUCUGCUGUUUUGUGACACGACCCGAACACCUUUUUUAUUUUAAAUAACCGUUUUAUUUGUUGGUCAAAUAUCUUCGUUGGAAAAAAAGAAUUUAAGAAUUUUUUUGUCUUUUUUCUGUUAUUUUGUGGUUUUACUGUGUAUGAACUGGAUAUUCUAAUGUUGUAAAUUGAUCAUGAGAUUGUUUAUUUAAAUAUAACCAACAUAUGUUUGAAGGAGCUUUAUGAUGGAUGAGAUAACUAAACAACCUCUAGAAUUUGGAUUUGGUUGAAGAGGAACCCCUGAGGCAUGGGUGGUGCUAGGGGUGGGGCCACAGGGGCAUUGCCACCUGCUGAAAUCUGAUUGGCUCCCUGAAGUGCCCCUGCACUGACAUUUCAUGUCAUGAUCUGAUUAUAUUGGAAGCAAUUCCAAAUCCAAGCGCUAUUGUGAGGAUGCUGGACUAAUACUUGACCCCUUAAUGGCCCCGUACUCAGAAAAAUCCUAGAUCCGCCAGUGCCCUGUGGUUUGCUCGAUGUCGCGUCUUCGGCGUGACUCGCCAUCCUCGUGCUGCAGGUCUGACGUGGUUUGGCAUCUGUCGGAGCGAGAUUGUCACAAGAAGACUGGGGAAAAGGAAGGGGAGAUUACAGCACACCAGAUGGCCGUCUGCCUGAGAUUAAAGAAUAGAUUUGUCUCCAAAAAGUAAUUUAGAAGACGGCUAUAAUCCAGGUUUUGAUGACAGCAGGGCGAGUCGGCGGACGUCAUUCGUGUGAUGAGUCGCCAGCAUCUCUGCUGCUGUCUGGCUAUUUUUAGCCCUCAAGAAUCAGCACCAGAAUAACCCGCUUUAAGGAAAAGUUGGAUUCUGCCGCAACUUCUUACUGUUUCGAAAUGUUCAUCAGGCUCCUUCAGACCAGACGCACACCUCACCAUGGCGACGACCCCCCCCCCCCCCCCCACACACACACACACACACACACACACACACACACACACCAACUGCAAUGCAAAGAAAUGCACCCAACUACAGCUCAGGAAGAACUCAACAGAACCAAAUGGACCCUCCACUUACUUUCAGGUACCAGGAGUCCCAGAACUGCAGAUCAUCCUAAAAUUCAUUUCAGGACCUACUUUACUUUAAAUCUAAGUUUUUAUCUAAAAUCUCAAAUUAAACCAGAAAUCAGAGACUUCUACCUUCCCCCUGCAGGAACAUAAAUGGGCCAAGGACACACACAGAACCCACACACACCUUACUUUCUUACACACUGCCAUGCCCGUUCGACAGAUUAGACAAACCCUGGAUUUGAUGCUGAUGAUUGUACCCUGCAGCAGCCAUAUCGUUCUUAAAGCUUUGUCUGGAUGAUUUUUCAGGCUUUUCUUGAUACAUUUUUUUAUUUUUGUGUAAUCAAAGCUCCGGUCUGCCGCCGCCGUGUCGGAAAAGGCCAACAGGCUGCACUACUUGGUGCUCUUCAGUUUUGUUUUGAUGAAUAAGCCACAAUUUGUGGAUUGUUUUGAUUUUUUUCUCUUCCUGGUCAUUCUCUGACCCGACCUCGCCUCUUAUUGGUCAGUUGUGUAUAAUUUGGUGAAGCAUUUGUACUUGAAUCAGCAGAACCGCUCGUCUCAGGCUGUGUGGAUGUUUUUAUGAUUGUGCAUUUUUGCUGUGCGUGUAAAUGUUCUCCCUCGGUUACUUUAAACAAAUUUUAGCAACGUCAGAUUGCUUCUUUCUAUUUUAUCUUUUGUUAUCUGACUUUUGCAGAGGUAUGCAGCCAUGACGCGGUCAUCCUCUUAUGUUUACUUGAACAAGUGAUUUGUUUUUGGUUCCUCCUCCCUGUCGGUUUGCAGAAAGCCAGAAGUGAGUCGUGGUUUUCAAAGUGCUCCCUUGUCCUUGUUUCUUCUUCUUGCUCUGGCCAAAUGCCUUUUUUUUUUGCAAAACAGGCAUCUGCUGAUGCAAUGAUUUGCCUAAAUGGCACUGAAAUGGAUUAUCAUACAGAUUAAUAAUAAAUAAUAUGAUGGCACACUUUAA